Molecule: messenger RNA, 665 nt
Organism: Alternaria alternata
Lineage: Eukaryota; Fungi; Ascomycota; Dothideomycetes; Pleosporales; Pleosporaceae
Exons: 1
Coding region: 185-610 (141 amino acids)
Source: RefSeq, a predicted model, not a curated record
GUGUUAUUCCCUGCUCAUUACUAUUCAUGUAUGAGUAAGUAGUAUAACAACUAUUGACUAGGUACGCAAUUAUUAUUUCUAAAACUGAACACGAAGAGUAUAUCACAAUCUGUCGCAAACAAUUGUUUAUAAUCAGAGUUAUACAAGGGAACGGUCGUCUGAGAACAUAUAGCGAAUCGUUAGGAUGCAUCUCUGCACGGAACAAUUUGGAGCGUUGUCUGCGAAGCAAACCAUGCACUACCUCUCUAAAUAUUCUACCACUGAGCCAUUUCUCAUCCUGCUUUUAACACGACGUUUUCAUGAAAAUACCACAGCUCAUCAAUUGAUACAUGAUGGCCAUAGUCCAAAUGCCGGUGUUCAUCUCAAUCUCAUGAUACCUAGGUACAGAACAGCCGUUCAAGCGGUCAGACCCACGGACAGCCGCUCAUUCCUCAGUCUUCGGCGGUAUAGCCCACAACAAAGUCUUACCAAAGGGUGUCAAUUUCGAAAACAUGGCUAUACGAAGCGCAGAGGUGUGCCAGCAAUAUCGGCAUUAUACGCGCAUCGUCUGGAGCGAUGCGGUGCCCGGAUAGCACGGAAUCAACAUAUUCUAGCACUUCCAAAUUUCUGAAACCCUCCCAAGGUCCACUCGAGCACUCGAUUCUAUUAAAUUGCCAGACUCGAGC